Messenger RNA from Stegodyphus dumicola, 546 nucleotides. RefSeq lists its product as uncharacterized. The record is from RefSeq and is a predicted model, not a curated record. Lineage: Eukaryota; Metazoa; Arthropoda; Arachnida; Araneae; Eresidae.
AAAACGAGGAGAAAUUCUUCAAUCGUUGAGAUGACUGGUAUGUAUAUCUCGUUGCGGCCGAAUCAUGCCGCUCCGCACCCGAUUAGUUGGACAUUUAGUGCCAUACAUCGUUUGCUUUUUCCUACUUUUGCCACUUUUGAAUGAAAGUCAAAUGUUGCAAGCACCAAGAACCAUUUUCGAUGACUUAUUCGAAAUAAAUGAAGAGAAAGAAAUAGCAGAAGAAUCCUUCCAAGAAGAAUUGGAAGAGGAAUCUUCAACGAACGAGGAUGAUGAAGACGAGAAUGAGAAUUCUGGACUCCCUAUCUAUCUCAUGAGCGAAUAUUUAGAUCUUCUACCGAGCGAACAAUUCGUAUUAUACAAAAUAUUUGUGGCAAACUUAGAUAGAAAUCUUUCUACUCUAACAUUAGACGAUUAUGUGGGAUAAACGUGCGUCAGAAAUGUAGCAGACUAUUUUGGAAUUGCACGAAAUGCACAGUUACAGAUAAAUUAUUUUCAUUUCAAAAUGUUAUUUAUGGUCAUAUGUUGUAUAAAUGAGUUAUAUUUAAA